Messenger RNA from Vitrella brassicaformis, 5344 nucleotides. The record is from the annotation of a GenBank genome assembly. NCBI's taxonomy places the organism in Eukaryota, Vitrellaceae.
CAGAAGAUGGGCAAUUGCUGCAGUCGCUUCCCAAGAGUGACAUGGGGGACGUGUGAGUGGUCGUGUUGCUGUCCACGACAGCAAGACGACCACUCACACGUGCCCCAUGUCGCUGAGGCCAAGGCAGAGCCCCCGGCUGAGACCAAGGAGCAAGCCAAGGAGAAAGAGAACGCCAAGGCUGUUGAGGAGGCCCUACAUGCUCCUGCGGCUGAGGAGGCCAGGAAGGCACCCGAGGCACCCGAGGAGCCCAAGAAAGAGCCCCCAGCCGAGGAGGGAGAGGUGGCCGAGCCCUCAGCGCCACAGGAGGAGGGCCCACCCGAGCAGCAGGAGGAGGCAAUGGUUGUGGAGAAGAAGGAAGAGCAGAAGGAGACAUCGGAGACCAAGUCGGAGAGGUGCGACGAGGAGACCUCCCCCGAGGAGCCGCCGGCAGGGGUCAAGAGCCGGGCGCCCGACAUGAAGGAGACCAAGGAUGAACAGUAAGUGCACAUGACACACAGUGUGCAACACAGCACACUGUACCACGACGUCAUUCUGUCUGUCUGCCUGCCUGUCUGUCUGUCUGUCUGUGUAGGAACGAGGCGGUGUUGCUUACGUUGAAGGGCAUUUUGGACGAGCUGACGACCGUAACGUUCGACCGGCUCUACCAACAGAUACUCGACGCUGGAAUCACUCAAAACUCUGAGGUGAGUCGGCGAGGGAGUCAGGAAGAGGCAGGGAGGUCCCGUGUGUGUGUUUGUGGAUGCAUGUCAUGUGUGUGUCGAUCAGAUUGAGUCGCUCGUGGGGAUGGUCUUUGAGAAGGCCACCACGCAGCACGACUUCAUUGAGGUGCCCACCCACCCACACACACACACUCUGUCUGUCUGUCUGUCUGUGUCAUCGAUCAAUCAGAUGUAUUCGCAGCUGUGUGUGCGUCUGAAGGACGAUCUGAAGGCCAUCAUGGACCAGGGGGGCCAGGGGGACAAGGCCGACGGAAACAAGGAGGGCACAGAAGAGGACAAGGAGUUCAGAAGGUGUGCACUACACUCAUCCAUUCUUGCAAGUGUCUUCUCCGUGGUUAUGCGUGUGUGUGUGUGUGCGUGUGUCGUCGCAGGGUGCUGUUGAAUCGGUGUCAGGAGUCGUUUGAGAAGUACCUUAAGCCGCCUGACAAUCUCAAGGACCUCACGGGUACCCUCCCACGCCCACCUGUCCAGAGCUCCAUCCAUUCACUCACCAUAAACGGCCCUCGGCCAUCUCCAUGCCAUGUGUUGUGUCGGUGCAGGUGGCGCUUUCGCGGUGGCUUACUUCGAUUCUUACUACCAGAUGCUCGGCAAUUUCAAGUUCGUGGGUACGUGGAUGCCACACCUUCGUUGACGCAGCAGACACGCACACACACAGCUCACCUCUCUCUCUCUGUCUCUCUCUGUCUCUCUCCCUCUCUGUAUGUGUGUGGUGCAGGUCAGUUGAUGAUGGAUGGUAUGUUGAGCGCCAAGGCGCUCUUUGUGUACCUCGACGAGCUCUGGGACCACGGCGAGAAGCAGGGCAAACAGGGAGAGGCACAACUCGUAAGAUACCGACGCACACACAGAGCACCCUCCAUCCAUCCAUCCAUACCUCGGUGUGUAUGUGUGUGUGCAGGAGUGCGUGUGCACCUUCCUCAAGACCAUCGGCCCCGUAUACAACAUGGCGCAAUACGUGAGCAGCCACCCUUACACAACAUAUCUACUGGCCAUCUGCCCCUUCAUGCAUCUGUGUGUGUGUGUGUGUGCCAUCCAUCCAUCGACCCAUCGAUGCAAUGGAACCAGCGAGCGGAUCUGCAGCAGUGGUUCCACAAGCUAGCGGAGAAGUCGCGCGACGCAACCCUCGGCAAACGUGUUAGGCGCCUCAUGAAGGUACGUGUGCGUCCGCACCGAGGCAGACAGACAGACAGAGGCGCCAUAGACAGAAGAUUGUAUGUCUGUGUGCAUGUUUGGCUAUGUUGGCUGGUUGGCUAUGGUGGUUGGUCGUAGGAUGUGUUGGAUCUGCGAACCGACGGUUGGCGCCAGGUGGUGAAGCCGGGCAAGGUGCAGGGCCCCUCCAAGCUGAGGGACAUCCACAGACAACACGUCGAGGAGGAGGGAGAGAACAUCGAACUCAGAAACUAAACCUGGUGCGAUUGCCCCUGCCCCCAAGACACACAAUCAUCUCUCUGUGUGUGUGUCUGUGUGUGCAGGAGUCGCGCGGGUUGGCUCCCCCAUCGGAGGAGGGUGUGUUGCCGACCCCCAGCGCUGGCCCCAAGCCCCCCGCCGCCGCUGCUGCUGCUUCUGCCAGUGUAGGCGAGACAACAUAAGACAACACACCGCAUUUUCUUGCCGAUGAGUGUCACGUUAGUGUGUCUCUCCAUCUCUCUCUGUUGUGUUCGUCAGUCAUCCCGUCCCCAGGAGGCCUCUCGCGUCCAAUCCGGCACCCCCGGGCAGCCAACCAGGUACUGUAUGGCCCGCGCACCGCGUCCAUGCGCCUCGGCACUUGUGUCCCGCUACUGUACCUGCAACCACCGGAUGCCUUUCUGUCCGUGUCUGUUCUGUGCAGUGUGAUAACGUCCCGCCGUGUGAUCAAGGGCAGCGACCUGCGGGGCGAUCGCGACGACGAGCGGCGGGAGAGGCGGCAGCGUCGCGAGCGCGAGAAGGAGGAGAUGGCCAGGGGCACUGCCACCACCCCCACACCCCCGCCCACGCAGCCAACGGCCGCUGACGAGAGGUCCACGUCACCAACAGCUGCAGCAACAGCAGCAACAGCAGCGGGGGGUGGUGCAGAGGAGGGGACGAGCCCUCAGCCUGCGCCAGCGGCCCCUACUGAUGAGGACCGGGUAAGGCAAAGAGGCCGGCAGGUGAUGAGGUGGAUUCUUCAUUCCUUUCUCUGUUGGCUAAUGUGGGCGUGGUUCGGUCGUCAUGUCAGCAGGAUUUGGCCACGCCCGUGGGCGCCACCAACAACCGCGAGGCCACCAUCCACCUCAAGUCGAUCCUCGGCAUAGGGAGAAGGGACCUUCAUGACGGCGAGGAGUCGUCGGUGGCUGGCGAGGGAAAGGGCCGCAAGGCGUGGGCGGACGUGAGCGACGACGAGGACGUCCUGCCGCAGCACCACCAGCACCGCGGCGAGAGUGGAACCCCGCAAAGGCGUGACGGUAUGUCUGUGGGCGAGUUCAUCGAUGGACACAGCCUGGUCGAUCCCUCGUGUGUGCGUGUGGCUUGCUUGGUGCAGAGGAGGACGAGAAGGAGGAGGAGCGCUGUGGCGAGCGAAAGCGUGGCGGUGGCGGCGAUCGGCCCUCUCGUCCGCCGGGCAGGGACAGAUACGACGAGCAUGACGACAGACGUGAGUCGAGUCGAGUCGAGAGAGUGACACACACACAUUCAUUCAUUCAGACACUCAUACGACGACACGCAGACACAGACACGGCCAGGCGUCACAUGAUCUGGUGUGUGUGCAGGUCGUGGCGGUGGAGGUGGCGGUCGCGGCCCUCGCCCGCCGCUGGGGAGGGAGAGGUACCCGCCCGUCCCGGCAGCCGUAAGCAGUGUGAUCCAUCCAUCCAUCCAUCGAGUGGUUCGUGUGUUGGUUGGUCAGUAUAAAGGCCCGUAUGGCCUUAUCCUCGACAACAUCCACUACGAGGCCACCAAACGCGACGUGGAAGUCUUCCUUACACCUUGCAGAGUCAGACAGACAGCACAGCACAGCCACCCAUACAACCCUCCCUCCCACGCCCACCUUGUCUGUGCAUCUCUCUCUCUCUCUCUGUGUGUGUGUGUGUGUGUGUGUGCCGUGUGUGCGUGUGUGGCUGUGCAGGUGGACCACAUGAUGUUGGAAGCCGACCAUCGCAACCCUGUCAAGAACCUCGGCAGAUGUGAGCGACCACACACAUGCACACACCCCCAGGCGCCUCACCGCCUUGUCACAUGUCGCGCACACUCAGGUUACGUCCAGUUCGACAACCGUCGCGACUUUGAGGAGGCAUGGACAUACGAAGGCCGGGUGGGUGCGGACACACUCACACACAAUCUUCAAUCAGACGCAGGCACACACUGCCUCCAUCCAUGUGUUUCAGAUGAUGCUGGGUCGGAGAAUCCGCAUCAGCACCGCCGACGAGAUGAAAUACGCCGUCGGCGGCCGACUGGACCCAGCAGCCGCAAUCCGCUGCAACGACAACAACACUACCACCAGCAGCACCACGAGAGGCCGAGGGCGGGCCAACGGGGCCUUGUUGCAGAGGACGCCCAAUGGCAGAGGAGGGAGAGAGGGGCGCGGCCGAGGUCAGAAAUACAUACACAAACCAGAUAGAUGACAACCAAAACACCAGCUUAACCGCAUUGCAUUGCUUGCUGUGUGUUUUUGCCGUUGCUGUGUGUGCAGCCUGGCCGGGAAGAGAGUAAGGGUAUUUCUAUGUGUGUGUAGUGGAUUGAUUUGUCGCGUUGAUACCUAAUCUUUCUCUUUGUUGCCUAGUCAGUGCCUGGCUCCUUGCCCGCAUCGCCCGCCUGUUUUGCGUGUUUUGCUCACCUACCUUUGCCUGACCCUGACUGUGGCCGUGGCGUGGCUAUUUGCUGCAUCCUUCCGGUGCCGGCAUCCCAUCCUCCUUCCUUACCUCCUGUUGGCCUGCCUGCCUGGGUGUGUGUGUUAUUUGCCGGCCAGUCAGUUACAUCGUAUCAGUAGAGGGUGAGUGCCACUAUUGAUUGAAUAUAUAUGUUGAAACGAACAAACGGGUCUCUCUGUCUGCCUGUGUGUUUGCGUCUUGGUGGGGGCGUGGCGGGUGUCUGUGUCUGUGUGGCCGGAUGGAUGGAGUGGUGUACUUGAGUGUCUUUGUUGCGCCGCGGGCAGGGCUCCAUCCCUCUCCCUCUACCUCUCUUGCCUACGCCCGCGUCUGUUGAGUGCAAUACGUGCCAGUCCAUUGAGUCCGUGACACAGACAGCCAGACACACAAACAAACAGACAGACAGACAGACAGAGGGGUGCCGUCCCAUUGUAGCUACCCAUACAGACAGACACCCACACGCCCGUAUGCCACACCACGCCACACCAUGCACCGAACCAGCCAGGCAGCCGCUCGAGAGGCAUUAGGUGGAUGUCGUCUGUCUGGUGUGUUUGUGUGUGAUGUGAAUGGUGUGGUGUGUCGUGUUGUGCUGUAUUGUAUUGUAUUGUGCUGUGCUGCAUAGGACGUUCCUUCCUUCAUGCGCGCGUGUGUGAAUGGCUGGUUGCCUUGCCCUGCCCUGCCUGUCUGCGUAUGGAUGGAUGCCUGUUUGCUUGUGCCGUUUGCCUGUGAUCUGGGUGUCUGGCUGUCUUGUUGUCUUGCUAGUAUUUCUCGACUUCUUUGCUUUGAUUGGAUGUGUCUGACUAAUCUUUCUGG